AUGAUCCAGAACGCACGGGGAUAUCGAAUCCACGAAGAACCGUACGACACGCCGCGCAAGAUCAGGGUCAUCCACAUCGGCGCGGGGGCCUCGGGUAUCACAUUCUCCAAGUUCGUCGAGGAAUGGUGCAAGAACGUCGACCUGCAGAUCUAUGAGAAGAACAAGGACGUCGGGGGCACUUGGCUUGAGAACAGAUACCCAGGUUGUGCGUGCGACAUCCCCUCGGCGUCAUACCAAUUCACGUGGGAGCGAAACCCCAAUUGGACGCAGUAUUACUCCGAGUCGCCCGAGAUCUGGCAGUACUUCAAGGAUGUCGUCAACAAGCACGGGCUGAUGAAGUAUGUGAAACUGGAACAUGCAGUAGUAGGCGCCUAUUGGCAACCCGAGGAGGGGGAGUGGGAGGUUCGAGUUCGACGACCAGAUGGAACCGAGUUUGUGGAUCGGUGUAAUGUGCUUGUUAACGGGGGUGGCAUCUUGAACAACUGGAAAUGGCCUGACAUUAAAGGCCUGCAUUCGUUCAAAGGCACCCUCGUGCACAGCGCCAAUUACGACCCGUCGCUGGACCUGAACGGCAAACGCGUCGCCGUCAUAGGCAUCGGCAGUAGCGGCAUCCAGAUCAUCUCCAAGAUCGCAUCCCAGGUGAAGCAGUUGUACUUGUGGGUAAGGUCGCCGACGUGGAUUACAGCAGGAUUUGCUCAGAGAUUUGCGGGCCCGAACGGAGCGAACUUCCACUGCAAGUAUAACAAGCCGCCUGGCUGGGCAUUCGCCGAAAAUCCGGAACUGUUCCUCAAGUAUUCGAAGAUGAUUGAAUCUGAGCUCAACGUCAGAUUCAAGUUCAUCUUGAACGGGACACCGGAGGCAGAAGGAGCCAGAGAGUUUGCCCGGAAUGAGAUGAUGCAAAAGCUAGGUUCGACGAAACCGGAACUCCUAGAAGCGAUAAUUCCCAAGAAUUUUGGUGUCGGGUGUAGGAGGCCGACGCCCGGGAACGGAUUUCUCGAGUCGCUGAACCAGGACAAUGUCCGUGUCUUCACCUCGCCCAUGAAAGAAAUCAACGCCGAAGGCUUCGUCGACAACGAAGGCCAGCAACAUGACGUAGACGUUAUCAUCUGUGCGACAGGGUUCAACACCAGCUGGAUCCCUAGAUUUCCGGUCGAGGCAAAUGGCCACAGCAUCGCGAAGAUGUGGGCCAAGGAAGCCACGUCAUAUCUCUCUCUAGGAGUUUCGCACAUGCCGAAUUACUUCAUGAUGGGUGGCCCGUACGGUCCGCUUGGCCAUGGAUCGUUCCUCCCGAUCAUUGAGACGCUUGCCGGCAACAUCAUUCAGGUCAUUCAGAAGAUGCAGAAAGACCGAAUCAAGAGUCUGACCCCUAAGCCCGAGAUCGCCGAGCAGUUUAGAGAACAUGCACAGCUGUUUCUGAAGAGGACGGCGUGGACGUCGGGAUGUAGUUCGUGGUUCAAGCAAGGAAGAAUCGACGGUCCGCUACCCAUGUUUCCAGCUUCUCGCCUGGUGUACAUGGAUCUGCUCGCGACGCCGAGGUUUGAGGACUAUAACAUUGAAUAUUUGAAUUCUCUGAACAUGUUUGAAUUCUUGGGCAACGGCUUCGCAAGUCGCGAGUUUGACGGACGCGACUUGUCGUAUUAUCUUGGCCUGUUGCAUGACGACGACCACCAGAUCGACCUCGAGGGAGAGAUUCACGAGGAUCUUGAGAAGCUGAACCUCAUACAGCCAUAG
Messenger RNA from Cladophialophora carrionii CBS 160.54, 1731 nucleotides. RefSeq lists its product as uncharacterized. The record is from RefSeq and is a predicted model, not a curated record. Bases 1 to 1731 code for a protein of 576 amino acids. Gene Ontology annotation, molecular function: N,N-dimethylaniline monooxygenase activity; flavin adenine dinucleotide binding; NADP binding. The transcript has 10 exons. Lineage: Eukaryota; Fungi; Ascomycota; Eurotiomycetes; Chaetothyriales; Herpotrichiellaceae.